Messenger RNA from Coffea arabica (coffee), 1430 nucleotides. Its product is annotated as haloacid dehalogenase-like hydrolase domain-containing protein Sgpp. Lineage: Eukaryota; Viridiplantae; Streptophyta; Magnoliopsida; Gentianales; Rubiaceae. The record is from RefSeq and is a predicted model, not a curated record.
UAUAAAGAAGAAAAACACCCCCCCCCCCCGGGUGAAAAACGAGAACAAUUUCUUGAAUCAGGAGUCAUUUGCCCAAAGUCUUGGGUCCCGAGUGUCUCGGACGACAAACAAAUCAACCACAAGGAGAGUCAAAACAGUAGAGUAGCAAAGACACAGACAGGGAAGAGAGUUUAGUUUCAAGUUUCAACUAAUUCCCCCUCCCUACCUGCUAAAGAAUCGAGUAUUUUUCAUCACCUGGACUUCAGAGAAUGCCAACUCUGGCUGGUAAUCAAGUUUUCUCAUCAAUCUCUACUGAUGUAUCCAAGAUCCUUUCGCAUUCGAGGCCAUUUUGCAAAAAUUUUUCUGGUUCCUGUAUCCGUCUUACAAGUGUUGCUGCUCGGGCCCGGAUUUCCAGUGAAUUAACUUCUCAAACACUGCAAUGCAAGAAUGCUCUAUCUGUACGUGAUCCCCUGGAAGCAAUACUGUUUGACAUCGAUGGCACCCUAUGUGAUUCAGUCCCCAUCCACUAUUAUGCCUUCAGAGAAAUGCUUCAAGAGGUAGGUUACAACGGAGGGCAGCCGAUAACUGAGGAAUUUUUCAUUAAAAGAAUGAAUGGCUUGCAUAAUGAUGAACUCUGUCAUCUUCUCUUUCCAGAUUGGGAUUUUGAUAGAGCCAUGAAAUUCAUGGACGACAAGGAGGCUAUGUUUCGAAGGUUGGCACCAGAACAAUUGAAACCAGUUAAUGGUCUUGACAAGUUAUGCAAAUGGAUUGGAGAACGUGGUCUGAAGCGAGCUGCAGUCACUAAUGCUCCAAAAGAAUCUGCUGAGCUGAUAAUAUCAAUGUUAGGCCUUGAUGAUUUCUUCGAACUCAUAGUCCUUGGAAGUGAAUGUGAGCGAGCAAAACCUUUUCCUGACCCCUACUUGAAGGCCGUUGAACAUCUUAAAGUUGCCCGAGAACAUGCUUUUGUGGUUGAGGAUUCUGCAUCUGGAGUGAAAGCGGGGGUUGCAGCAGGGAUGCCAGUGGUAGCUAUAGCUUCAAGAAACCCAGAAAAACUAUUGAAAGCGGCAGGAGCUACUUUGGUUGUCACAGAUUUUGAAGACGCGAACUUGUGGGGGGCUCUGAAAGAGCUUGACAGGAAUCUGGGCUGCUAAAAGGUUGCACACUCGAAUAAACAUGUUGAACUUGACUGCCAGUUACUUGGCUAUAUUUUCGUGAAUUUUUUUCUCUCCUGAGCUGGUUUUGAGCAAGGAAGUGUUCCCCAAGUACUUUUUCAAUGUAUGUGGUGACUGUACACAAUUGUUGUACUCGGUCCAAAUUUAAGCUUUUUCAUCAUGUGGCUUUCUGGAUAAAACUCAAGCUCAUGUGAAAAUGUUACGAGCAGUUGCGCUUGUAAUUUUUCUCAUUUUGGAAUUUUAACAAUCUGUUAAGAGGUCGAAGGCAAUUACAGGCCA